Molecule: messenger RNA, 3936 nt
Organism: Megalobrama amblycephala (Wuchang bream)
Lineage: Eukaryota; Metazoa; Chordata; Actinopteri; Cypriniformes; Xenocyprididae
Gene: fam161a
Product: FAM161 centrosomal protein A
Exons: 7
Coding region: 128-2524 (798 amino acids)
Biological process (GO): cilium organization
Cellular component (GO): cilium
Source: RefSeq, a predicted model, not a curated record
CGUCAGCGCGGCUUCCCGACGCUACUACGCCGUCGUCAAGGAGACGCGCACCUGUUACAGUCAGAGAGAAGCAGUGAGUCUUUAAUUCAUUCAUGUUGAAUAUACUAGUCUUGAAAGAGAGACCGAUAUGAAGAAGUCUCACCGCACUAAUGUCCUGGUGACGUCCUGUCUGAAGACGCCGGUGGACCCGCACACUAAAGUCCCGUUAGCUCAAUAUGAGAGGGAGCGAUCACUGCCGCGCGCGCCCGGUCCCGCGCUCACGGACAACAGGCGCUGUGAGAAAGAGAUGGAGUAUGACUCUGGACCCGAGCUGGCGGCUGAUGACCCUCCUGCUAAAGACAGCAGUGCUCUGCUGAUCAAAGACUACAGGGUAACGGGCGAUCACAUCGACCUCAGGGAGUUCUACUUCUCAAACCAGGAGUACUACCGCAAACUAGAGCAGCUGAAGACGGCUCAUCUCCAAACCAUGGCUGAACUCGAACUCAUGUAUCGCAAGAAACUGGACCUCAAAGGGGUGAGCGCUGCGGACAACACUGAUCGGAUCAAUCUUUCCCCAGUGACAACCGGCAGUCUGAAAAAAGCCCAGUCUGCUCUAGAGCUGCGGAGGAUUUCAGACCUGUCUGACAUGUCUGAUGAAGAGUGCGUUGCUGAAAACGGCCAAGGAGACGGCAACACAGAGAAAGGCCUUCUUAUCUCGCCCAAAGAGCGCAUUAAGAACAUGUGGCAUGACUUCAGUGUCAAAAAGCUUUCUCCGCCUCAAUGGCAGCCGUUUUCAUCCUCUCUGCAGAGCCUGCCUGACUGCCAGACUGACUGCAAACCCAAAAGUAGGAUUAGGGGUCAACAUCGAAAAAAGCGCAAGCAAAACGGAGACGAUGGUUGGCAUCCGAGAGUGACCGUCCCCAAGCCUUUCCAGAUGACGCUCCGUGAGGUGGAACUGCGCAAGAAGGGCGUCAAAUCACGCUCUGAGAUCGAACGAGAGAACGAGGAUCUCCGGCGCCAGCUGGAAGAGCUUACCGAGUGCCAGAGGAAGUUUCGUGCGAGUCCGUUGCCUGCGCAUGUGCGUCUCCCGCUGUACGAGGAACUGCAGGAGCGUGACGAGGAACGCCGGCGUUUCCAUCGGGAGCAGCAACGUCUACACACCUCGCAGAGACCCUUCAGCUUCCUGGAGCGCGAACGCCUGAAGAAAGAGCAGAAGGAGGCCAAGCUCCGCGAGCAAAUGCUCAUGCAGCACAAAGAGGAAGAGGAGAGGAGGAAAUGCCCGUUCAAGGCCAAACCCGUCCCGCGGGCGGUGAAGGAAGCCGCGUUGGGUGAGCAGCAGAAAGAGGAGGAGCUCUACAGGGCGAUAAAGAUGCAGAUGCGGGCGAGAGAACUGCUUCAAAACGCAUCCAUGCCUCCUAGCAUGCUUGCACGGCAUCUCAGCGAGAAACAGACGCAGAAGCCCGCCCACGACGACGAGCAGCUCCACAGACCCAAAAUCAACACUGAAGUUCCAGACUUCGACGCCAGCUACAGGAGGUUUCGUAAGCAGCUGGCGAAGAGCAGAGAAGUGCGGCCCGUGACGGCGUGCGAACCCUUCCAGCUGCGCACAGCUGACAUCGCCUCGCACAAAGAACGCAUCAUGGCAGAAAUCGAAGCAGAGAUACAGAGCCCAAAACUGUCACGCUGGCCGUUUGUGAGCCCACGCACCCUCUCGCCCAGGACGCCCUCGUCAUCCCUUUGCUCCUCGCUGUCUGGAAGCCAGGAAUGCUUGCCCGCUAAGAUCACUGAUGCGGCCAAGAAACGGCAAGAAGCUGUGAGAAAAGUUCUCGAGCAGAGAAAGCAGGCCAAAGAAGAGGAGGAGAAAUGGAAGGAGAAGCAAAAACAGAGUGAGAAGAGACUACAAAAAGUGAUCACAAAGCGAGCCCAGGCAAACGACCCACACGUGGCCCUGGCUCAGACCUGCCAGUCCAAACUAAAAGAGUUCAGGAAACAAGAUCUCCAGAGACAGAGAGAGUUCCAAGAAGAGAUGAGAGAAAUCCAGGAAAGAGUGAAGGGAAGACCUUUACUACUGGAGCAGGUAGCACAGAUGAAUGCUAAGAGAGCAGCAGAAAAGCUCUAUUCUGCCACUUUGCAUGGGUGUGGCCUGAGUGAGUCCUUCAUCAGCAGUAAAGCUCCUAAAGCCUUGAAACACAGACAGACUCCAAGCCCCGCCCACUCUGACAGUCAGACUCCACCCACAUACAGGAAAAGCAGAAAUGAAGAUCAUGAGGAACUUCCAAACUUGCUGGAUUCUCUUCUCGAUGACUAUCCAGAUGACUAUGAAGAGUAUGACCAUGACUUGGAGGCAGAACACAUGGACAGAGAUGAGGAUGAGAAACACAUUGUAGAUCAUGAAAGUGAUGAGGAAAAGGGCAAUGAUGAAGGACACUCACACGAGGGGGGUUUGGAUGAUGAUGAUGAACAGGAUGACCAUUAUAAGGACGAUGACAAUGAAAGUAAUAAGAGUCACCAUAGCAACAGGAGCAGAACAGGUAGUGUUAAUUAGUUAAUUCAAAAAGAAAAAAUGAUAAGAUUAGAAAAGUGAUGAGAAACAGAAAAGCCUCUAGUGGAGAAGACCGGUAUUAUAUUGUCAUUAGCUUUAUUCUGGGUAUUUUAUGUUUUAAACUGAACAAACAUCAAUAGCAAAUUGUUGUUGGAUCGACGUGUAAUAGAGUGAACCUUAAAAAACUUGUCCGGGUCACAUUUAACCUUGAAAUAAAAAAAAUUAUUAAAAAAUAUGGAAAAUUAAAAUGUAUAAAUUAAGCCUAUUUUAGGACCAUAAAGAUAUUUUGCAUAUAAAUAAAUGUAAUUUUUUUUUUUUUAUUAAAAAUUAAUAAAAUUAUUUAAAUGAGGUACUUAUACAUCAUGGGAGUCUUUAAGUAACUUAAAUAUAUAUUUUUUGCAAUUGUUAAAAUAAUAAUAAUAAUAAAACAGUACUGAGAAUUAGAAAAAAAAGAAAAACAAAAGAAAAACCUUUAAUAUAUGCACUACAGUAAUGGGAAUGUACUGAAUUAUCUUGAAUAUAAUGCUGCAGUGCAACAUAUCUUAAUAAUGCACUUAAUAUUCUUAAUAUUCAAAAUAUAAUUUCUUAUUUUUUCUAUUUAUAUGGGGCAGAAUAUGACCUGGACAUGUUUGCAAGCCAUUCACUCAAUAAACAGUAAUACAUUUAGUAUGUGUAAAUAUAAAUGUCUAGUCAUUUAUAUUUUAAAAACAAAAGGCCAAAAACACUUUUAUUAUUUAAUAUGUUACAAAUUAAAUGAAUGUGUUUGUAUAUCUGGGCUUAUUAAUGAAACUUAACAUGUGAAAAUAAACUUUAUUACAAUUUUAAUAUUUAUCUGCGUGUUUGUUUACUUCUUAAACAUAACUACGAGCAUAUAAAACAUUUCAAACACGAGCCACAGCCUAAAAAAACACAGCAUGGUCAGUUACUGUUUGUACAUCACAGGCAACAUCUCAGUAAUUUUCCAUGCUCCACGCGGUCCAGCCCACCUCACGCUCACGCUCACGCUGUGAUGCAAAACCCGCCUCGUACAUGAGACCAAGGGCAAAAGACGGGCUGGGAGGGGUCCAUCCUGAUGGACAGCACCUCCACCCAAUCAAAUGGAAGCAAGGUGUCAGCGCCACACUAGCUCCAACCAAUCAGCCGCAGCGGAGGGCGUGUCCGCAGUCCGAAUUUUACGCGGCGCUACGGGCUGAAAACUAAACCGAGAUGGAAUAUGCCAGUCUGAACCGGUUUCAACCGGUCUUGCGUGUGAUGCAUAAGACUGGAGAGGAGCUGGGUCACAGUCUCUCGCAGAUAUUUGAUUUAAAACAACGUUUUUUCUGCAAUAGACAAAAGAAUAAACUAACGAUUGAUUGAUGUUGUUGUUAUAAAACGGACUGAGUUGUUAAAGCGAGCUGCAAACCGUCAUACAGACA